AAAAAGUUUAACAUUAGCAAUUGUAUUUACUUAAUGGCGGUUAUAUCUUCACAUGUGAUUUCGUUUGAAUAAUCGAGAUAAAAAAGAAAAAUGGAUUUGUUGGGAAGUAUUCUCAAUUCGAUGGACAAACCGCCGACAAUUAAAAAUGAACAGAAAGAAUUAUUAAAAAAGCAAAAAGAACAGAUGAUUAAAAGACAGGCUGCAGAUAAAGCAAAUUUGAAGCGAUUUCGAGAACAAAUUGAAAAAAGAAUAACAGAAUUCAUAAAAGAUUCCAGCAUGCAGAAAUUUAAAUUUGAGCCUAUGGAUAAAGUCAGUCGUUCCAUAGUGUAAGAAUAAAUUAAUUGU
This is a messenger RNA of Centruroides sculpturatus (bark scorpion), 345 nucleotides long. Its product is annotated as sperm-associated antigen 7 homolog. Gene Ontology annotation, molecular function: nucleic acid binding. Bases 91 to 330 code for a protein of 79 amino acids. The transcript is spliced from 3 exons. NCBI's taxonomy places the organism in Eukaryota, Metazoa, Arthropoda, Arachnida, Scorpiones, Buthidae. The record is from RefSeq and is a predicted model, not a curated record.